GAGACACCUGCGUGACGCCCGGGAGCAGAGACGGUCGCUCCAUCUUCUCCUGAGCUUCCCGGGGGGAGUGGGGGGCUCACACGGAUCCGGUACCGGAGAGGGAACGAUGGCCGACGCGGUGAAACUGGACCCGGACUGGGACUGCCCCGUCUGCUGGAACCCCUACAACCCCACGUCGCGCACCCCCAAACUGCUGCACUGCAACCACUGCUUCUGCCUGGAGUGUCUGGAGCGGCUGAGCCAGGCCUCCCCCAUGCGCAUCCCGUGCCCGCUGUGCCGCCAUCCCACCGUCCUGCCCGAGGGCCAGGGGGUCCCGGCGCUGCCCACCCACAGCGCCAUCCUCAGCCAAGUCAGGGCGGAGCAGCCGACACCACGCCCAUUCUUUUGCCCCAAGGAUUCGCUCAAACUGCCCCUCUUCCAGCGGCCGCCUUCCAUCUACACCGUGAGCGUGGGGGAGGAGCCGGGCCCCCCCUUCAACUCCCAGUCGCCCCUCACCCUGCCCAGCACCGGGCCCCCCUGGCACUGCUUCCGGAACCCCCAGCUGCGCAUGUUCUCCUACCUCAUGUUGGUCAUCGCCGGCGUCACCCUCUUCCUCAUCUUCUCCAUCUUCUGGACCCGCAAGUUCAUUUGGGGGCAAAGGUAAAAGUGCAACAAACAUGGCCGCCACUUGGGCCCUGACCAGAAGCUGCCAUGUCGCUGCCACAGUAUUGAGACAAUAGGUGCUGGAGAGUGGGGGUCCCUCUGGGUAUAGAUGGUACCUCCCAUCGUGGGGGCUACGACUUGGGCUCAUUUCAGUGUUAUCUCUGUGCAGAACUCUAACUCCCUGCGGGGGGCGCUUUCCUUUAGCGACAACAGGACUUUUCGACCCCCCCACAAAAUUCCCUGGAACAUGUGACCAAUUCAGGACUGAGACAUCAGAACAAAUAAGGGGAUUGAACCAAUGAUUAUAAUGCAGGGGGGGGGGCGUAUAUGAAA
This is a messenger RNA of Xenopus tropicalis (tropical clawed frog), 975 nucleotides long. It is a transcript of the gene rnf183, whose product is annotated as ring finger protein 183. The transcript is spliced from 2 exons. Lineage: Eukaryota; Metazoa; Chordata; Amphibia; Anura; Pipidae. Bases 107 to 643 code for a protein of 178 amino acids. The record is from RefSeq and is a predicted model, not a curated record.